Messenger RNA from Pipistrellus kuhlii (Kuhl's pipistrelle), 1403 nucleotides. It is a transcript of the gene ARL4D, whose product is annotated as ADP ribosylation factor like GTPase 4D. The coding region runs from base 228 to 830 and encodes 200 amino acids. Gene Ontology annotation, biological process: intracellular protein transport; vesicle-mediated transport. Gene Ontology annotation, molecular function: GTP binding; GTPase activity. NCBI's taxonomy places the organism in Eukaryota, Metazoa, Chordata, Mammalia, Chiroptera, Vespertilionidae. The transcript is spliced from 2 exons. The record is from RefSeq and is a predicted model, not a curated record. Gene Ontology annotation, cellular component: cytoplasm.
ACGUCACCGCGGGCUUUAAGGGCGCGUCCCCGGGGCCGCGGGGCAGUGCGGGCGCCGGGAGCGGGCGGGCAGUCGGCGUGGCAGUUCGGUGGCCGCCCCGGAGGGUCGCCGCGGAGAGCCGUGGACGGAGAUAGCCCAGCUGCGGCCUCCGGAGCCUGCGAUUGCAAGGCCAUCACCCCUGCGCCUCUCCCUUGAGCCCCAAACCCACCCCUCCGCUGGAGCUCGCCAUGGGGAACCACCUGACGGAGAUGGCGCCCACCCCCUCCUUCCUGCCCCAUUUCCAGGCCUUGCACGUCGUGGUCAUCGGGCUGGACUCGGCUGGAAAGACCUCCCUCCUCUACCGGCUCAAGUUCAAGGAGUUUGUCCAGAGCGUCCCCACCAAAGGCUUCAACACGGAGAAGAUCCGGGUGGCCCUGGGAGGGUCUCGGGGCAUCACCUUCCAGGUGUGGGACGUGGGCGGGCAGGAGAAGCUGCGGCCGCUCUGGCGCUCCUACACCCGCCGCACCGACGGGCUGGUGUUCGUGGUGGACGCCGCCGAGGCCGAGCGGCUGGAGGAGGCGAAGGUGGAGCUGCACCGCAUCAGCCGGGCCUCUGACAACCAGGGCGUGCCUGUGCUGGUGCUGGCCAACAAGCAGGACCAGCCCGGGGCGCUGAGCUCUGCCGAGGUGGAGAAGAGGCUGGCGGUGCGCGAGCUGGCCGCCGCCACGCUCACCCACGUGCAGGCCUGCAGCGCCGUGGACGGGGUGGGCCUGCAGCCCGGCCUGGAGCGCCUUUACGAGAUGAUCCUCAAGAGGAAGAAAGCGGCCCGGGGAAGCAAGAAGAGACGGUGACCCCAGGCCGCCCCCUCCUCCCCAGGAGGAGUCUUUACACUCGGACAGCAGGACAGAGCUUGUGGCCCCUCACCCAGCCCCAGGGUGCAGGCCCCGCCCCCUAAAUGAAGGACUGAGGCGCACCCGCCCCGCACCGGGCUGGGCUGGGCGUCCUGCCGUGGGGAGGGGAUGUGAGAUGGUUGUCUGCUCACGUCUCCCCCAGCCUCCCCUCCAGAGAUGUGGGGGCUGCAGAGCUGAGGAGGCUUCAGUACAGACUGCAAAUCUACCUCGACCUCGUUUCUCGUUAUUCUCUGGCUUUUUAAUUAGAUGUGUGUUUGGGCAAAGGAAAGCCACCCGGAGGAGGCAUUUGGUAUGGGGUACUGUCUCCCCCUCCCCCAACUGGGAGUCCCCCCCACGCUGCGUUUCUAGGGACGCCACUCAUCAUGGUCUUGAUUUUUGUGUCUGUGUGGAAGUGCCAAGAUCCUCUCCCCGCAUUUAUAGAUCCACUGCCAUUUUAUAAGCUACGUGUGCCCUCUGUAGUAACUAUUUUUUAGCAUUUGUAAGUUAUUAAAGACUGAUGAUACUGUACCUCUA